Messenger RNA from Fundulus heteroclitus (mummichog), 3921 nucleotides. It is a transcript of the gene pigm, whose product is annotated as phosphatidylinositol glycan anchor biosynthesis, class M. Lineage: Eukaryota; Metazoa; Chordata; Actinopteri; Cyprinodontiformes; Fundulidae. The coding region runs from base 136 to 1380 and encodes 414 amino acids. The transcript has 8 exons. Gene Ontology annotation, cellular component: membrane; glycosylphosphatidylinositol-mannosyltransferase I complex. The record is from RefSeq and is a predicted model, not a curated record. Gene Ontology annotation, molecular function: alpha-1,4-mannosyltransferase activity; GPI mannosyltransferase activity. Gene Ontology annotation, biological process: GPI anchor biosynthetic process.
UGGCAGCAGAGCAGCCAAAGCGUUCCCUAAGCGCACAGAAGAAGGCGUUGUUUACGUCCCUGAGACUUCCGGGUUGUCGUGUUUGAGCUGUGCUCAUUCAUUAAUGGAGAAUAGCAUGCGUUUACCUGUCCGCUGAUGGAGAAGCUUCUGUCCCAGCUCACCGACAAACAUGUGCUUUUCCCGGCCUCCCUGCUGCUCCGGCUGGCUUUGGUGGCUUAUGGAGACUACCAGGACAGGACCAUGGCGGUGAAGUACACGGAUAUAGACUACCAUGUGUUCACGGAUGCUGCCAGGUUCAUCACACAGGGUGAGUCUCCAUACAACAGGUCCACCUACCGCUACACCCCUCUGCUGGCCUGGCUUCUCACCCCUAACAUCUAUCUCUGCAUGGUGUUUGGGAAGAUCCUCUUCAUCCUAUGUGACGUGCUGUCAGGACUGCUCAUCUACAGAAUUCUCUGUUUGAGAGGUCUAGACCGCAAGACGGCAACCUAUGCGUGUUCCCUGUGGCUCCUCAACCCUCUGCCCAUGGGCGUGUCGAGUCGAGGGAAUGCAGAAUCCAUCCUGGCAGCUCUGGUGCUCGGGACGUUGCUUUGUAUGGAAGCCAGGCGUCUGGUGUGGGCCGCUGUGCUCUACGGCCUCGCUGUUCAUAUGAAGAUCUAUCCCAUAACGUAUGCCCUCCCCAUUGCCCUGUCCCUGAGAGCGCCAGAGGCGGGAGCAGCGGAAGGCGAACCAGCGCGGACAUGGAAGAAGCGUGUCGCGUUUAUCGCAAGCUUCCUCAGCCGUGAGCUGAUCCUCUUCGGAGUCGUGGCCGGAGGAGUUUUCUCCGCGCUCACAGCAACCUUCUACUACAUGUACGGCUGGCCGUUUCUUCAUGAGACCUACUUUUACCACCUGACCAGGAGGGACAUCAGGCACAACUUCUCCCCGUACUUCUACAUGCUCUACCUCACUGCAGACAGCAGGGGGAGCCAGUGGCUCGGCCUGGCAGCCUUUCUGCCGCAGCUCAUCCUGCUGUUGGUGGCAUCAUGGAGCUUUCACCGGGAUCUGGCCUUUGCCUGCUUCCUCAAUACGGCCAUCUUCGUCUCCUUCAACAAAGUUUGCACUUCACAGUACUUCCUGUGGUACCUGUGCUUGCUGCCUCUGGUCAUCCCACAUCUGGCUCUGUCCGUGAAGCAGGGGCUGGGCCUGCUGCUGCUCUGGUUUGCUGGACAGGCUCUCUGGCUGGCUCCUGCCUACUUCCUGGAGUUUGAAGGCUACAACACAUUCGUUGUGAUCUGGCUCGCCGGAUUGCUGUUCUUGAGCGUCAACUGCUUCAUCUUGAUCCAGAUCAUAACGCAUUACAAACCCAAACCCCCUUCGCAGAGGCCAAAGGUCCAGUGACGCUCCCUUGAGUUGAAACGGAAACAUUUCCAUGUAACUUUCCAGUAAAGGAGCGGGAGGCCAGUCGAGCAAAGAGGACGCAUCACUAAAAAAAAAAAAAGCGUUUGUGUUUUGCUCAGUCUCUCUCGGCCGUCUUUUUAAGUACUCUCUCUGCUGUAAUCUGAAUCAUGUUGUCAGAGAUCAGUCAUACAGCGUAUAAAAGCCGCAGAUGGAUCAUCAGUCAUCCUGACUUAAACCCUUGGAUUAAACGCUUACGUUGGCAGAGCAAAGCACUUAGAUUCACAGAGAUGCACAGAACGGAGACAAUUAUCACACCGCGUCGUGUUUCCUAAAAUCUUUAAAAUACCACGGCACAGCAGAAUUUCUUAACCUGCUGCUGAGCGCAAAAUCCAGAUUUGACAUGUUUCAGGGCUGAUUUUGAAUCCAAUUGGUGCUCGUCUAGACGAGAGUCACGUUUGCACCCCGUUGCUGUUGAGUCUGACUGUUUCCCCUUUCAGAAAGCUCGUUGCUGCAGGUCGUUUUGAGUUCUCGAACAAGGAGGAGUGGUGUGCAGAGCAGAUUAAGUUCAGGUAAAUCUGAGCUAAAUCAUGUCAUGCUGACCUGGAUUGUUAACCAUAAGCUGCGCUUUGCUUUUCCACGUCACUUUGAUAAUAUUCAGCUGAGAUGUGUCCAUGUUCCUUCUGCAAAAGCACGCAGUGGAGGCAGUGGAGCAGUUUCUAUCAACAAGCCAAAUGCUGGUUAAAACGAGCUUCGCUGCGGCUGCAGUGCACCGUGUUCACCGGUAGGCAGAGGGAUUUGCCAGCAGAACAGACCUCUGGAGCUUUGGAUGCUUGUGUAACCCGCGCAGAUUAAUCAGUCAACUGGAGCAUGAAAACGACUCAAAACAAACAGUGGUUCCCUUAAUCUCGCUUUACUCUCUCCUCCUAAUCUCACAUGGAAAUCAUCAAAGCGUUCACUUCAGUCCUGUUGAUCCUAAGUAUGUUUGUUGGUCCUGCAGCUUGGAACUGACACCAGCAGCAUGAAAUUACUAGAAAAUGAUACACAUACACAUUUAAAUGCUUGUCAUUUCGGGUGGUUUAGGGUUGAAUUUGUGGGUUUUGUUUUUUUUCUUCUUAAACAUUUAACCAAAAGGCUCGGUUUGUGUGUGUGAUCCGUGUUCGGGCUGACUCACGGUCAGCUGCGGCCUGAAUACCCGCUUUAUGAAUCACCGGCUUGCACCGAGUAACCUUUCAGCUGGCCAGCUGCCUCUGGGCCCAUGCGUAAACCAUUUCAUCCCACCACCGUCCCUUUGACUACCACAACAUUCUGGAGUUUAUUUUUAAAAUCUGUUGGCUACAACAAUGGCUGGGAACCUUCUCUCCUCCAACUGUUGUUAUAUUUUCUAAAUAGGAUGUGGCGCUCUCCGUCACUUAACUGAGAAGUCCUGAGUUUGGAAAAAUCCACUGGAGUCCACCCAGAAACCCACUCCUAGAUGCAAAAUCCAUUAUGGCCUCCUCACGGUGACCCGUGUUUUCCACAAAACACCGCUGGUGUGCUCCUAAAGUCACAGAUUCUGUGUUGUUGAGCUCUGCAACAUGCUGAGAAACACUUAGAUUGACUUCAUUGCUAACUAUAGUUAGCCCUAUCUCUGAGCACAUCCAUUAGCAAAUCCUGCUGGAUUACCAGAACAUGAUUUAGUCGGGCGUUAUCUUGAAGUCCCAAUUUCAUUUUGGGCUUAGCCUCGCUCUGAUUUGCUCGAAGGUCCGCCCGGCUUUUUCUCUGAAGCCGUUAACUAGUUAUUGUCUCCGGGUAAGAUGCUAACUACUCAGAACCUUAGCAGGACCAUACUUCAUUGACAUUCGAAAUAACUUUUAAAACCAGUGGAUUGACCGUGUCUAAAACUGUAUUGCUCUUAAAGGAUAAAUAAUUUUGUAUCAGCUCAGAAGGCACCAAAAAGCCAGUGUCAUUAAAUCACCUUUGACAUAGAAACCCUUUAAUGAACACUCAAGCAGCUUAUAGGCAUUAAGGGAAGAUGCUUUGUUGUCCUUCAUUAGCUAAUUGAGGUCAGCAAACAAAGAGUUGACAUCUUUUUGUCCUUAGGCUUACUUGCUCACAUAUCUUACUGAUUUAUUUAAAUUUGAAAUGUCCAACUGGUGUUAUUCUUUCCUUUCAAAGCAUCUUUUUAAUUAAAUAUAUUUUUAAAUAUUGAUUUUGUCUUGCAGUCUGUAAAGAAAGGCUUUAAUCUUAAUUUUCUGAGUGUUUUAAGUGUUUAUAAAGUCUGUCCAUAUGUUGUAAAACGUAUCCGAAUCACUAGAAAUGUUGCCAUGCAACCACAAACUUCUAUGCAAUUCUUUGGGAUUUUUACCUAAUAGACCAACAUGGAGAGGUAUGUGAUUAUGUAGUGGGUAGAGGAGGAGACAUGGUUUUCCUUUUUUUUUCUCUUUUUUUUUUUUUUUUUUUACUGAAGAUUGGAAAGUUUGAGUUGAUUUGUAUUCAGCUUUCUUAAGUCUGAUAUCUUUAAAUAAAGUUCUGUGAAGCCAACUGCUGUCAGAAGUCACAUAA